CUAACAUAGAAAUUAAUAUAUUUCAGACUAAACCUGUAAAAUGCCUCCAAACACAAAAGUUGUUGGUAUGAGUAUGAUGGAUGUAGACCGACCAGGGGCCCCUACAGGAGAUGGUCUGCGCUCCUAUUAUAUAACUAAGAUUGAAGAACUUCUUCUAACUGUCAGUGAUAAAAGAAUGAAUGUUCGCAGGUUACAAGCACAGAGGAACGAACUUAACGCAAAGGUUCGUAUGCUCCGGGAGGAGCUUCAGCACCUGCAGGAGCAGUGCUCUUAUGUGGGUGAGGUGGUGAAACCUAUGGAUAAGAAGAAGGUCCUCGUCAAGGUUCACCCAGAAGGAAAGUUUGUUGUUGAUGUUGAUAAAAACAUUGAUAUUAACGACGUGACGCCCAACUGCCGCGUCGCUUUGCGUAAUGACAGUUACACGCUCCACAAGAUCCUUCCUAAUAAGGUGGACCCCCUGGUGUCCUUGAUGAUGGUGGAGAAGGUGCCUGACUCCACCUACGAGAUGGUUGGAGGUCUAGAUAAACAGAUCAAGGAGAUUAAGGAGGUUAUUGAACUACCUGUUAAACACCCUGAGCUGUUUGAUGCCCUGGGUAUAGCGCAGCCUAAAGGAGUUCUCCUCUACGGUCCUCCUGGAACAGGAAAGACUCUGUUGGCUCGAGCUGUUGCUCAUCAUACUGAGUGUACAUUCAUCAGAGUUUCUGGAUCUGAGUUGGUGCAGAAGUUUAUUGGAGAAGGAAGUAGGAUGGUCAGAGAACUAUUCGUUAUGGCCAG
Molecule: messenger RNA, 774 nt
Organism: Eurytemora carolleeae
Lineage: Eukaryota; Metazoa; Arthropoda; Copepoda; Calanoida; Temoridae
Product: 26S proteasome regulatory subunit 8
Biological process (GO): proteasome-mediated ubiquitin-dependent protein catabolic process
Cellular component (GO): proteasome regulatory particle, base subcomplex
Molecular function (GO): ATP binding; proteasome-activating activity; ATP hydrolysis activity
Source: RefSeq, a predicted model, not a curated record